AGUCAGAAGACCAGAAACUCUGCCGGGUAUGCUGAAUAUUGAAGCUGAGGUUGGAUCAUACCACACAUGGAGCUUGUUCCCAGAUUACUAAAAGAGACUUUCUGCUGCUCUAGAGGAAUAUGGGGAGAGUACAACAAUGAAUCUGGACAUUCACUACAGAAUUUUUGAAAACUACCUUUUGAAAAGAGGUUAAGUCAACAGUUUACUUCAGUUGAAGACUACACUGGAUUAGAGAUGACUGGAGCCCUGCAUACUGGACUCAUACUCUUCUUAUUUGUGGUGGUGUGUGAGAGUGAGCCAACACAUAGUGGGCCAGACAGAGUGGGGGAUUCACAUGAACAAUCCAGACUGGUGCAUCUAACCUCUCACUGGGCAUUCCAGCUGGUUAAUGACUCCAUGGCCUUCUCCAGGGCUGACAGAUUCUGCAGAGGCCAGUUUAGCUAUCUUGCGACUGUGGAACAGUUAGAGAAUGAGGAGGGAGCCUUGGAGCUGCUUCAGCAGACUGGACAUCACUCACCUAUCUGGGUCAGGGAUCCCAGCAAACCAACCUCCAAGCCUUUGGCCCUCUCCAAACAGUAUUUACAGUUCUCAGCUCUGAACUUUCCGAAGGAAUCACGUGAGGGAUUUGCACGUGUCAGCAUGUCCUUUCCCCCCCUGUCAUCUGUCAGUGUGUGUGUUCGAGUUCAGUGGAACCCAGAGUGGAAUGAGGUGUCCACCAUCUUCUCCUAUGCUGCACCUGUCUUUACCAAUGAGUUCCAGCUGAGAGGCCAAAUGGACAAGCAGGGACGCAUCCUCCUGGCGCUUAUCAUCCAUGGAAAACAUCUGCCCUAUAAGGCAUCCUUUCCCAAUGAUGGACUUUGGCAUCACAUCUGUGUCAUGUGGCACCAGAGCAGCACCCACUGGGCUAUCUAUGUGGAUGGGGACAGGAAGGACUCAGGCUCAGGCACAGACACUUCCAGGAAUAUCUAUGGUGAUGGGAUACUGAUUCUGGGUCAAGACCAAGAUUCAUUUGGAGGGAAUUUCACAGAACCCUUUAUUGGAAAUAUCACUGACUUGAAUGUUUGGAAUAUGUCUCUGGAAACAAGGCAUAUCCGUGCCCUCAAUGCAUGUUCACCAGUGAACAAGGAUGUGCUUUUCAGUUGGAAUCUUGACCACCUUACCAGCCAUCCAGUCGUCAAAGAGGUGGAGGUCCUUCUGUUUUGCCCAGCAGUGCACCAGCAGAUGGAGCUGCAAGGCUGCAGGAUGCUGCAGAGCUGGUCAGAUCAGCUCCCACUGUUCGGCUUGACAGACUGCUCUGAUGCACUGCCCUUCAUCUGCAGGAGCAGCAGAGAGCGUUACCUGAAGAUGAAGCAGAUGACUGAUUCCCAGAACUCCCAGCCCACUGCUUUUAUGAACCACCUGAUGAAGUACUCUAACAAAACUCAGGAAGUGUUGGGGCAGCAGCCAUCAGAGCUGAGCAGCCUGGCGCAGGCAUCUGCCCUGCUCGACAUUUCUGUCCAGGCGCUGGAGGACACACAGCAGGAGGGACUGCAGCCAACAGACAUGGUGUCCCUUAUCCAGCUGCUGUCUCUAACUGCUGACGUCCCCACACAGCCACUUCCUGAUGCCACCAACCACAGCCAGGACACCAUCCAGGAGAUUAGCCAGCACUUCAUCAGUGUGGCUGACAGCAUCAUCAGUGAAGACAACGCCCUCAAGUGGCAAUCUAUCAAAGAGGUGGUAAACGGCCCGAUGGAUGUUGUCAAAAGUAUUGACCGGAUGGUGACCAGCCUGAGCCCCCGCUUGAUGGCAGAGACUGAUCACCUGACCAUUCACAGACCCAAUAUCAAAGUGGAAGUGCAGCAGCAGAGGCUGCAGGAAGGACCCAGAGGAUCGAGCUUCUGUGGGCCUGAGACAGAGAAACACAUCAACCGAGACUGUAUAUCAGUUCCACAUCAGAUGAUACAGGAUCUCCAUAACAACGGCUUCCAUAAACUCACGUUGGUCAACACGUGGUACGGAUCUCUGCGGCCUCUUUUCAAUCCUGAGGACAACAUCACCAUGGUUCCUACCGUCACUGAUGGCAGCCAGAGGUAUCUGGGCACCGUCCUGGGCUCUUCUGUCAUAUCCACCACAGUGCUGGGUGACAACCAGCCAGUCAGCACAGCAGUUCGCUUCCAGCUCCGGCACAGAGUACAGAAUCCCACUGGUACUGUGUAUGAUCCAGUGUGCGCCUUCUGGGAUUUUGAUCUUACUCCGGAGUCUGGUGGGUGGUGGAAUACCAAAGGCUGUGAUGUAGUGUCCAAACAAUAUGGUUACACUGUGUGCUACUGCAACCACACCACAAAUUUUGCACUGCUGCUGCAGGUUUAUGAAGCCCAGAGGAGCCCAGAGAACGAAAAAGCUCUGCAGGUGCUGACGUUCAUCGGCUGUGGAGUGUCUCUGUGUGGCCUCCUCUUCACCUUCAUCCUCUUCAUCGCUGUGGGUGUCCCCAAAUCAGACCGUACGACCGUCCAUAAGAACCUGAUUGUUGCUCUGGGCAUCGCUGAGCUGUUGUUGAUGUGCAGUGACUUGGUGUCAGCCAAUGAGGCAACAUGUUUCGUGGUGACUGCACUACUCCACCUCUUCUUCAUGGCCUCCUUCUCCUGGAUGCUGGUGGAGGGCCUGCUGCUCUGGAGCAAAGUUGUGUCUGUCAACAUCAGUGAGGACCGCAGGAUGAAGCUCUACUACAUCAUUGGCUGGGGACUACCUGUUCUAAUAGUUGGUGUAACAUUGGCAGUAUCAAUGGAUGAUUACAAGGCAGAUGAUCACUGCUGGCUUAAUGUGAAAACAGACACGAUCUGGGCCUUUGUGGGACCUGUUAUAUUUGUCUUGGCGGUCAAUGCAGUCGUGCUGUGUCGGGUUGUCAUGGUGACUGUUUCCAGUGCUCGUCGUCGUGCUAAGAUGCUCAGUCCAAGCUCAGCAUCAAAGAUGCAGACCUUUGACCUCACCUGGGCUGUGACCCGUCCAGUUCUCAUCCUGCUACCAGUGCUCGGUCUGACCUGGCUGUGUGGAGUUCUGGUCCAUCUUUCUGUAGUACUAGCCUAUGUCUUCAUCGCUCUCAAUGCUCUCCAGGGCCUGUAUAUUUUCUUAGUGUAUGCUGUUUACAACAGUGAGGUGAGGAAUGCCAUAAAGAGGAUCAAAGAAAAGAGAAAGGCCUUAUCUUUCACGAACUGUUCUCAGCCAACCAGCUUCUUACCUUCUCAGAGGGCCCCGAUUACAUCCUGGGGUGGCAGUCCACUGACGCCCUCCAGCCCAGAGACCAGUGAGACCUCUGGACCCCCCAGCUCCACCUCCAUGUCACUGGUCAUAAAGAACGAGAGCUUCAGAAAGGAAAACUUUGUGAAUUUUUCUUUAAAACCAGCAUCAGGAAAUCAAGUGGUCCAGCUGACUGGGUUCAAACCAUCAGGUUGUUGAACUAUGGAUGGAGUGGAUCCUGAUACUCAAUUACAAUAAGCAUGCAGCAAUCUGAAAGAAUGGAGAACUGGACACACACAACCCAUCUGAAAAAGUUCACUGCCACAAACACACUCUACUGGGAGGUGGAAUACAAUAAUCAUGAAGGCAGGAUUUGAUGUUUUUUAAGUUACCAACAAAAUGAGAACUGGACAAGUUUUAGGAGAUGUUGCUGACUAUCUGGCAGCCAUGUUAGAAUAUGGCUGUGUCCUCAGUCCACCCAAAUAACCCUCCCUGAAUAUUUUGUUUUUACAUUGGAGCAGAUUUGUUUUUCUUUUGUGGUGUUGUCAUAGCGUCAGAAAAUAAAAUUAAAAAAACAGAAGCAAUGUCAUGGUUACUUCACAGGCUUCACUGUGCCCAAUGAUUAUUAUGAACGUACAAUCGAGGUCAGAUACUUCGAUGAAAACUAAAGACAGUUGUCUUGUUUUCAGGACAUUGUAUCAGUGAACCAACCCUUCUUUUGAUUUUAUAAGAAGCAACGUAUUUGUUUUCACUUUUUAAUAUUACUUGCAAAUAUAUUUGCCAGCUGUUAGAUUGUUUUUGACUACUUGACCCUUCAUGAUGGUGUCUUUUUUUGUGGAUGCUACAAACAGUUACAAUUCCUUUAAUUUCCAUAAAAUGUCAUGUAUAAAUAAUGUUGUUUGAAUAUUAAUGCUUGGCUUCAUUUCUACAAUUCAGUAGUAAUUCAAAUUUACCACAAAGAACAAAGGCCCAUGGCCCACAUUAUGGCAGUAUAUUCAUGACUUGUUGUUUUCUAGUUACAACAGUUUCACAUUUUCAGUGUGGACGACCAAGUUUGACAGUGCCUUCCUGUAAAGUGUGUUGGAAUAAAUGAUUACAUAAGGCAUUCAUUAAGAAUGGACCAUUGCAGCUCAACAGACGUGGAGCUGUAAAACAUCAGCACACAGCAGUGUGAUGCACAGAUGUUUGUGUUUACAUCCCAGAGAUAUUGUCAUGUAUAUAUUUAUCAAUGGUUUGGUUAACAACCUUAAUUACAAAAAGGUUAUGAUGCUGUCUAAUGUGAGAUCAUUUGCUUAAUCGUUGUUUACUAAUAAUCAGUUGAAAACUGUACAAACACAAUUUAUUUAAUGUUCAAACUGAUAAACUAUAUUGUUUAUUAUCCCAUAUAGUAAUGUCCAUUUAUACAGUCAUGAUGGUUUUUAAUGAAGUGAGGGGCCGAGGGCCAUCGGCAUCAAGUGUUAAAAAGUGUGUCUGUAUUUUCACUGUACUGUAUUUUAUUGUGAAGGACAGAAGUACAGUCCCGGGUGUGUUGACAACUAUGGUUGAUGACACUAAUAUUUAUUUGGUUUACCCAGAAACCUCCAAUUUCCCACCAAAAAUACGAGAAUCCAUUGUUUUACAUUGAGGAGAUGGAAGUGACAGAUUUGUGACAAAGAUAGCGCACAAACCAGAUGGACAUGUUCCCAGCAGUGAUGCAACUCUGCUGACGUGGCUGACUCAAUUCAAGGUACAGAGGUACAAAGAAAAGUGGUCAUAUGACACAUCAAAUUACUUUUUCCCCAACAGAAACAUAACACGAUCAUUUAUAUUAGUAGUUAAAAGCCUGCUGACCAGUGAUACAGUGUUGUUAAAUGCAGAGAUUCCUCUGAUUCUCUGAAUCUUUUAAUGGUGUUAUGGAUUGUAAAUGGAGAAAUCCCUAAAUUCCAUGCAAUUGUGCGCUUAAAAUGUGUUCUUUUUCCCCCCAUGUAAUAUCAACUAGCUGCUAGCUAGCUAACAUUAGCUACUUCCCUCUAGUAGUUCCAGCUGCAACACUCUUCAAAAAAAUAAUUAAUUGUUACUCAAACCUGUCCAAAAACACUGUUUUAUCGAAGCAUCAACAUAAGAUAACCGUAGUUUGAGGAUAUGAUCUUAAAAAAAAAAAUAAAAUGUUCGGGGGUAAUUAAAAACCAUCCAGGGCUUUAGCCCUGAAUGUUUUAGCCUAGGGACGCCACUGCUGUUUAACUGUGGAACGUUACUAACAUGUCCCAACUUUUUUGAGUGUGUUGCUGACAUCAAAUUCAGAACAAGCAUAUAGUCACAAAAUUCCAUGCUGUUGAUAAGGUAAAAUAUAUAAAUAUAUUAUUAUUAUUAUUAUUAUUAUUAUUAUUAUUAUUAUUAUUAUUAAUAAACCAUUUUUAAUUUAAUACAUGUCAAAAAAGAUUUAGCAAAAAGUAUAAUUUCCUUUUUAUUUACAUUUUACACAGUGUCCCAACUUUUUUAUAAUCUGUGUUGUAUACCAAUAUCCUGCUGCUGGUGGGAAUACAGUGUUUAGUUUUCUUCAGAAGGCAGACUCUCAAAGGCUCAUUAUGCUGUACAAGAUAAUCAACUUCACUCAUAGUGACCGCAGUUACUUCCUCUUGACAACCGCAGUUUUGGCAAAUAGGCAAUCAAUUGCAGCGGGGCCACAGGUAACCCCCCACUUGGCAACAAAUAUAUCCAGUUUCAUUGCCAAAAGCUGUGGGCAUGCAUAUUGUUGUUUUCCCACACUGUGUGUACUUGACAUUGUGAAGGUGAGAUAUCCCCACACAGCAGCCUCUUGAGCCAAGGGCAAUAAGAUACCGUUUUAAAACCAUUCAGCCACCCACGUUAUGUUGUGAAAUCAUGAUAAAUUAAUGAUCAUUUUCAGCACGCACUUUUUCUGCUGCCAGCAUGUGGAGCUUUGUCCAAAACGACCCCUGGCAUGUAGUCGUCAGACAUCAUGGUGUAUCCUUCAACAUGUUCGACAUGUUCUACACUUUUUGUAGUUGGCCAUUUGAGGAAUAAAUUAAUUUCCCUCUUAAGACUUUUAUUCCACCAUGAUAUGCAAUCAGUCCUCAAAUACGUGAGAAUUUAGAUUAUUAAGACAUUUUAUACUAUACUGGGGAAAUUACAGAUCUCACAGUGAGGCUGAUAACUAUUCUAAAAAGACAUUGAAUAAUGGCUUUCCCGAACUGAUUUGUUUCUAAGACUGAUGUUUAAUGUUUUAGGAUGUAACUGGUGUGAAUAAUGUUUUAAGUGUUUUAAGUCAAACAAGGCUAUGUAACAGCCACACUAUGACUGCUGCAAUGAAUCUUGUGAAUAUGAGCUCUGUAUUAUUUGUGCAUAUUUGAUGAAUGUUGUGAAAUAAUAGUUGACACAUAAGUGGAGCUUUACUUCACUGAAAUUUAUUGUUUUGAUGCUAUUACAAUAAAAUAUAUUUAAAGAAA
Molecule: messenger RNA, 6659 nt
Organism: Centropristis striata (black sea bass)
Lineage: Eukaryota; Metazoa; Chordata; Actinopteri; Perciformes; Serranidae
Gene: adgrd2
Product: adhesion G protein-coupled receptor D2
Exons: 26
Coding region: 235-3435 (1066 amino acids)
Biological process (GO): adenylate cyclase-activating G protein-coupled receptor signaling pathway; cell surface receptor signaling pathway
Cellular component (GO): membrane
Molecular function (GO): G protein-coupled receptor activity
Source: RefSeq, a predicted model, not a curated record